This is a messenger RNA of Saccostrea cuccullata (small rock oyster), 2343 nucleotides long. RefSeq names its product solute carrier family 23 member 1-like. NCBI's taxonomy places the organism in Eukaryota, Metazoa, Mollusca, Bivalvia, Ostreida, Ostreidae. Gene Ontology annotation, biological process: transmembrane transport. Gene Ontology annotation, molecular function: transmembrane transporter activity. The coding region runs from base 298 to 2112 and encodes 604 amino acids. The transcript has 12 exons. Gene Ontology annotation, cellular component: membrane. The record is from RefSeq and is a predicted model, not a curated record.
UUAACACAGUAGUAAAAAUACACGCAUGUGCAUCAUACCGGAAUAGACCCUAUCUUAUGUAAUUAGUUAAAAAUUACUCUACACGUAUAUGCGGCUUAAAAUUGGAUAUUUAUUUUAGUGCUACUAUAAAUUCUUAAACUGUUGUGAUUUAUAUUUUAUUUAAAUUCGGACUUAGUAAGAUUAAGUUUCAAUAUGCCAUUGUGACACGAAAAAAAGUUGGAACAACGUGGUUUUUUUGUUUACAUGUUCCUUUGGUGAAUAAUCUUGGACAGCGUCUGAUCAUCUAAAAUCAGUGAAAUGGAGAACCACGCUGGGGAGGAAGGUAUGAAGAUGGUCAACCACACGGAGGAUGUCACUGUGGAAGAUCCAGUUGUUGAAGAGGCGGAUCUGGACGGGCUUAUUUAUAAAGUUACAGAUAAUCCGCCCAUGCAUCUCACCAUCUUAUUUGCUUUCCAGCAAGCUUUGCUUUCCUUGGCGAAUCAGUUAGCUCUGUCACUGAUGGUAGCAGAGGCCGUCUGCGGGGACAAAAAUCCAGAAUUUAAGACUAAGCUGCUGAGUACGACACUGUUCAUGGAUGGUAUCACCACCUUAGCUAUGGUUCUAAUCGGAGUCAGGUUGCCUUUAUUUCAAGGCGCAGCCUUUGAAUACGUGGUACCCCUUCUGGCUCUUCAAACUCUCUAUCCAGAUAGAUGUGAUGCCGGGAAAUCUUAUGUUACGACACUCUUUAAUGAAACAACUGGUCUAAAUACUACAAUUGUAAUAAACUCCACUUUAGACGAAUGGGAUUUGAUAAUGUCACAUGUUCAAUACUUACAGGGAAGUCUAAUGUCCGCUGGCUUCAUCCAUUUCCUGAUAGGAGCGACAGGUCUCGUCGGACUGAUUCUGAACUUUGUUGGCCCUGUCACGAUCGUUCCUACUAUUCUAUUGAUCGGCAUCUACAUGCAGAGAGCGGCCGUUAAGUUUGUUUCCGUACAUUGGGGUAUUGGUUUACUAACAGCUGGAUUGGCUGUUAUAUUCUCUCUUUACCUGGCUCGAUGGAAAUUGCCUAUCCCCAUGUGGACGAAAAAGAGAGGCUGUCACGUUAUGCGAUACCCGCUACAUCAAGUUUUUGCGAUCCUGAUCGCCAUGCUAAUUGGCUGGGGAGUUAGUGGGGUAUUUACAGCCUGUGGAUUACUUGAAGGUAAUGAUUUGGCCAGAACAGACCUGGGACACGAGGCCAUUGCAGAGGCCAACUGGUUUUAUUUUCCUUAUCCAGCUCAGUUUGGUCCUCCAGACUUCAGUGUUAGCGUCUUCAUAGGGUUCCUUAUAGCCACACUUAUCUCUGUAUUAGACUCCAUUGGGGAUUACUACGCAUGCGCAAAAACAUGUAAUGUCCCACCUCCUCCUAAUCAUGCCAUCAACAGAGGUAUUGCCGUUGAAGGCAUCUGUACUUUCUUUUCUGGAAUAAUGGGUUGUGGUCAUGCUACCUCAACGUAUGGAGGCAACAUUGGAGCUGUCGGAAUAACUAAGGUCGGCAGCCGACAAGUGUUUUUAUUCUGCGGAAUCCUCUACAUUGCCUUUGGUCUUGUUGGCAAAUUUUCUGCAGUGUUCAUCACCAUUCCCCACCCCGUUCUGGGAGGGGCUCUUAUUGUCAUGUUUGGAAUGUUUAUUGGAGUGGUACUGUCAAACCUCCAGUAUGUCAAUCUUACUUCUACUCGGAACCUUGCCAUUAUCGGGCUUUCCGUAAUAAUGGGACUGGCUGUUCCAUACUGGGUGGAGAAAACCCCAGAGGGAAUCAGAACAGGUAAUGACAACGCAGACAAAAUUCUUCGAACACUUCUUGGCAAUGCAAAUUUGACAGGUGCCCUUCUUGCAUGUUUCAUGGACAACACUUUACCUGGGACCAAAGAAGAACGCGGAAUCACAGCGUGGCAGAGUUCCGAGAAACCUGAAGACGGUAGUGCCGGGCAUUAUACUCAGGGAGAUAUUUCCUUAUAUGAACCUCUGCUUCCACAACGAAUCAAAAACUUGGCGAUAAUGAAAUACAUUCCAGUUUUUCCUAAUCCCAAGCCCAGGCAAUCGAAACAGGACGCAGUUAUUCAUGACGAAUUAGAUUCUCUUCCACCAUUAUGAUGUAAACCCAGCUUUAGAUAAUGUUAUUUUAAAAAAGAUAUAUGUAUAAGCCAACGUGUUCAUCAUAUCUAACUUGGCAAUAUCUGUUCUAGACCAAGUUUGUUUGCAAAACAAGUCAGAUCUUAGAGAAUUUUUGAAUCUCAUUCCAUUUUCUUAAUAGAAAAGUUUUCAGUUUUCAAAAAUUAGUUUUGAUAUUUAAAUAUAUGUGAUAUUUAAAUAUAUAUACACAAC